GAGCAUUUGGUUAUGGCGCCUUUCAUCCUGGCGUGAAUGGUAUUCGCUACUCCUGGUCUUCUCUUGUUCCCGCACCCUGCUGAGCUAUGAGCGCAACAUUGCUCCGGAGCCGGCUGGAUGGCUUGGCGCUGAGGCGAAUUGCACUCCAAUCGCACCAGCUAUACCCUCUGAGGUCUCCUGUGGUGAGAGGACUCGUGGCACGUCGUGGCCUUCAUGCUCCUCGUCGGAGGCCCGUUACCAAUGGCCUUGCAUUGCGUCCAUUUCGACCCAAUGCGUCCUUCCUUCGUCACAACUCAUCAGUCACUGAAAAGCUACGUCAGUCUCCUGGCUUCAAAGCUGUGACGAAGGUGUUUGUCUUUUUGGGAGUCAUUGUCUCGUCUGUUGGCGCAGUUAUUGUAAGCUUCUUCAUCUACGAUGCAACCACGUACCGCGAAGAGCCUGUAGUCGAGGACGUUCCUGUGCCACAGAUUGCACUGAAUCCCCGGCGUGGUGGACCGAAGAAUCUCCCUAUGGCGGAGGUCCUGGUGGGAGACGAGGAUACCCCAGAGAGGGCGGCUACAAGUGACAAGCCCAGACUCGUGGUUCUGGGAACCGGCUGGGGAAGUGUUGCGUUGCUCAAGAAUCUCCAUCCGGGCGAUUACCACGUCACCGUGGUUUCUCCCUCGAACUACUUUCUGUUCACUCCGAUGCUGCCUUCAGCAACGGUGGGGACACUCGGGCUCAGGUCGCUGGUCGAGCCUAUUCGGCGCGUCAUCCGACGUAUUCAUGGCCAUUUCUUGAAGGGCAAGGCGGUAGAUGUGGACUUCGCUGAGAAACUGGUAGAGGUUUCCCAGGUCGAUGCCAACGGCAAGGAACAGCGCUUCUAUCUCCCAUAUGAUAAACUCGUAAUUGCCGUCGGUUGUAUCACAAAUCCACAUGGCGUUAAGGGCCUUGACCAUUGUCACUACUUGAAAACUAUUGAUGAUGCUCGGAGGAUUAAAAAUGCUGUACUCGAAAACCUAGAGCUAGCCUGUUUGCCGACAACCUCUGAUGACGAGCGCAAGCGUCUGCUUUCGUUUGUUGUUUGCGGCGGAGGCCCCACUGGCGUUGAAUUCGCAGCGGAGCUAUUUGACUUGCUCAACGAGGAUAUCCUUAACCAUUUCCCCAAGAUUAUUAGAAACGAGAUCUCUGUGCAUGUUAUCCACAGCAGGUCUCACAUUUUGAAUACCUAUGAUGAGGUACUCUCCAAAUACGCUGAGGCCCACUUUGCACGCGACCAUGUCGACGUUCUGACAAACUCCCGAGUAAAGGAAAUCCAAAAGGAUAGAGUUCUAUUCACGCAGAUGGAGGAUGGCAAACCUAUUCUCAAAGAGAUCCCAAUGGGAUUCUGUUUAUGGUCAACUGGAGUUUCCCGAGCAGAACUUUGCGAGAAGCUCUCUGACAAGCUCGAGGCACAGACUAACAAGAGAGCACUGGAGACGGACUCACAUCUGCGUGUGAUCGGCGCUCCGCUGGGAGACGUAUAUGCUAUCGGUGAUUGUUCGACGGUUCAAAACAAUUUGGCCGACAACAUUGUUUCCUUCCUACGGGCUCUGGUUCUCAAAGGGGGCAAGGAUCCUGAGAAGACAGAAAUCACCUUCAAGGAGUGGAUGCAGGUCGCGGCUCACGUCAGGAAGCGCUUUCCCCAAGCCAGCAGCCAUCUCCGCCGACUAGAUAAGCUCUUUGAGCAGUACGACAUUGAUCAUUCUGGAACGCUUGACUUUGGCGAAUUACAAGAACUCCUCCGCCAAAUAGACUCGAAGCUCACCUCCCUUCCCGCCACUGCCCAACGCGCCAACCAGCAGGGUGAAUAUUUAGGCCGCAAACUCUCCAAAAUCGCAGCCGCACUCCCCGGCUUGAGGGCCAACCAGAUUGACUACGGCGAUCUCGAUGCCGCCGUCUACAAAGCCUUCAAGUAUAAGCAUCUGGGAAGCUUGGCAUAUCUCAGCAAUUCAGCAAUCUUCGAUUUCAGCGGUUUGAGCUUUAGCGGCGGUCUCCUAGCCAUGUACCUCUGGCGUAGCGUUUAUUUUGCCGAGAGUGUCAGUUUCCGGACGCGUUGCAUGCUGGCCAUGGAUUGGGCUAAGAGAACUCUUUUUGGGAGAGGUGUGUUUCCCUGUGGCCUGAUGUAACGGCUCUUAACUGACUUUCUUUUCCCAGACCUCAUGAGUUACUAAACAUACACAUGAUGGGUCUCACCUCAGAGAGGAGCAGCUAUUCCGUCAAGAGAAAGGCCCUUUUCUCCUGAUACUCCUUUUUGGAUAUCAGUGGUGAUGUCAUCUCUGGCCAUUUUCUGUCUUUUGGGAUGCCAAUAUAUCUAUUACUACUAUGCCUUGGAAUGGUGUACGAAUUUUUUGACUAAAUUAUAGAUUACAUAGCUUGGAUUUCUACUUCUUUCCAUUUGUUCUCUCUCUCUCUCGCACACACUGUUAGGAGCUCAUCUUCCUCUGGAACGGGUCCGAACCUCCAUGGCGGCAUAUUGGAGGCAUUCUACAGCGUGGAACGGCCUACGGGGGCAGUAGUUAUACUUGGUUCAAACCGAACAGUCCCACCUUCUGCAUUCUAUUUGAUUCGAUUGAAUAGUCUCAGGUUUCUCAUGUAUUUUCUUCUUUGGGAAUCUUCUCCAUGAAUUCCUGUCUCGUUCGCAUGGUGGUAGCGGGACUCAUCGCAGUGGUAUUUGCUACUCGCCAUCGCUGCGCGAAUGCUCGUAAGGCGCCGGCCCUCCAAGAGGCCGAAGCAACGGCCGAAAUGCUGCUCACCCCCUAUUGAAGGAGACCGCACCAGGAUCAGAACACGGUCCAGGAACUGCUGCUUUUCUCCUCCGCCAGAGAGCCCUAUCGUCGCCAGUCGCUGCGCUGUCCAGAAGGGGAACUCAAGAGUCCAUCCCAGACAUAUUACGAUCUCCUGUGGCUUCAGCGACAGGCGUAUGGACUGACUUACCCUACUCCAUUUGUGAGUGUAGUUCUGAUUGGUAGUACAUCAUUUACCCUCUGGUCUAGCUGCGUAUAGAAGUGGAGCAACAAAAGUACA
Monascus purpureus is the source of this 3045-nucleotide messenger RNA. Lineage: Eukaryota; Fungi; Ascomycota; Eurotiomycetes; Eurotiales; Aspergillaceae. The record is from the annotation of a GenBank genome assembly.